UCUAGAUAAUAUUUAUCAUUGGUUUAAUAAGUUGUAAUUUGGAUAAAAUAAAAGUACCGGAGGGUAUCGAUAUAGAUAAAUUAUACUGCUUUGUUAUUCGCUUUCGAGCCAGCGUCAAAAUGGCGAGUCGCUGGUUUAACCUCAUAUUGGGGGUAAUUUUACUCCAGUCUGUACUGGCGUUUGGCCCCAUCGAUGUGACGGAUGCCGAAUGGAUCGAAUACAUGAACCUGUUGAGCGACCCCAAUUACCGGUUACCAACAACCACGAAACCAAUUAAUUACAAAGUCAAACUGGAUACAAAUUUGCAAAAUUUUGAGUAUUCGGGUGAUGUCGAAAUAAAAAUUAAAGUUGGAGCAGUUGCAGUCAACGAAAUCCAACUUCAUUGCAGAGGAUUGACUAUUACACCAAGCAGUGUGUCCGUUUCCUUAGAUACAACUACCCUUCCCGUUACAAACCUUGUUCAGCCGUCACAGUCGUUCACAUGCGAAGCAAACACUGACUUUUUAAAGAUUUCAACAUCCAAUCUAAAUCCUAACACUGAUUACAUCGUCAAGAUGUCAUUUACUGGAACACUACAAACAGAUAUGAGAGGUUUCUACAGAAGUUGGUACGUCGAUAACUCUGGGCAGAGGAGUUCUAUAAUUGCUGGGAAAAUAACAGAAACGUUCUAUACUACUCCUAUCAUGUCCACAUACUUGCUGGCAUUCAUAGUAUCCAAUUACAUACCAGUGGAAACUGGAACAAAUAGUCAAAGACCAUUCCGUAUCUUUGCUCGAAAUAAUAUUGGAGAUACAGGCAAAUAUUCUCUGGAAAUUGGUGAAAAGCUUCUGAGUUUAAUGGAAACGUACACUGCCUACCCUUAUUACACAAUGGCUGAUAAUAUGGAAAUGAAGCAAGCUGCUAUCCCUGACUUUAGCGCUGGUGCUAUGGAAAACUGGGGCCUAUUGACCUACAGAGAAGCUCUUAUUCUGUACGAUCCUGCAAACAGCAACAAUUGGUACAAACAACGCAUAGCAAACAUUAUUUCUCAUGAAAUUGCACACAUGUGGUUCGGUAACCUCGUCACAUGCGAUUGGUGGGAUACACUUUGGUUAAACGAAGGUUUCGCUAGGUUCUACCAGUACUACUUGACGCACGAGGCUGAACCAGAGAUGGGUUAUGGCACACGUUUUAUAGUAGAACAGUUGCAAGUCGCCAUGCUGUCCGACUCCUUCGCAUCAGCUCAUGCUCUUACUAACCCCGACGUGUCAGAUCCAGAUUCAGUGAGAGAUCACUUUUCAACCAUCACUUUUGCUAAAGGUGCCUCCAUACUUAGAAUGACACAACAUCUACUUGGUGAAAAUAUUUAUCAGAGGGGUCUUCAGGCUUAUUUAAAGGAUAGAGCUUUUACUACCGCCACGCCAGAGGAUUUAUUUAGAAAUUUAGAUGCUGCGGCUGGCAAUGCUUUGGAUGCUUACGAUGGCAUGACAAUUGCUCGGUACUUCAAAUCGUGGUCCGAUAAAGCAGGGCAUCCUCUAUUGACAGUUAAUGUAGAUCAUGUUAGCGGCCGUAUGACUGUUGUACAAACUCAAUUUGAUGUUAACGAUGGUGUGGCUUCGAGUAAUGGUUUAUGGGACAUUCCUUUAACUUGGACUAGGGCUGAAAAUCCCGAUUUUAAUAACCUUAAGCCUUCUGAGUUCAUGAGCGGCCCACUAAAAGUUAUCGACCGAGGAAGUACCGGAAGAGAAUGGGUUAUUUUCAACAAACAACAAUCUGGUUUCUACAGAGUAAACUACGACCCGUCUACGUGGGCGCUCAUUACUCUAGCUUUAAGAAGUGACAACAGGGAAGUCAUACACGAAUACAACCGCGCUCAGAUCGUGGAUGACGUGUUCGUGUUAGCCAGAUCUAGCAUCAUGUCUUACACGAGAGCGUUGAACAUUCUUUCUUUCCUCGAAUUUGAAGACAAGUACGCUCCUUGGGCAGCUGCUAUUCCAGGAUUUAACUUUGCGCUUCGGAGAUUGGCUCACGACGAUAAUGAGCGUGAAAACUUAAAGGGAGCCAAUAGUCAUUUCAUGGAUGACUUGCUUCGUAUGCAUGUGAUGACCUUCCUUUGCAAUGCUGGACACGAGCAAUGUUCCGAAGCAGCCACACAAAGCUUCCAAGCAUGGAGAUUUAAUGGGACAAGAAUUCCGCCAAAUAUGCGCCCUUGGGUAUAUUGUGGUGGUCUUCGUAAUGGAAACGAGGCAGAUUUCGACUAUUUCUGGCAACGUUACUUGGCUGAAGACCUAUCUAACGAGAAAGUUGUGAUGAUCAAUGCAGCCGGUUGCACAGGAAAUGAAAAUGCCUUACACAAGCUCCUCAACAUAAUCGUUGACACAUCGGUAACACAAGAUAUCAGACCACAGGACUACAGCGCUGCUAUUAGCUCAGCUGUCGAGACCUGGUUGACCUCGGCUACUCCUCCCCCAGCUGCUGCAAUUACUGUGGCUAGACACGGCAUUGCUACAUCAAGAGCUAACAUGCAAUGGUAUACAAGAAGGUUACCGGAGUUUGCAGAAUACUUCAGAACAGGAUAUAUUGAAGAAGGGUUUGAAGUACCCGAUUCUGAACCUUCCACUUCGCCUACUACUAUCCCUGAACCUACUACUACCGAAGAACCUAUCUCUGACCCUACCACGCCCUCCGACUACCCCUGAACCCGACUCUGCAAAUAUUGUCUCUCUCAGCUUCUUCACUUUGAUAGUCACACUUGUCAUCAACAUGGUUUAAAUAUAAGGACGUAUUAAUAAAGACUUUCAAUAAAAUGAACACCUAGUUAAUUACGGUGUGAUAAGUAAUCACCUUUGCCCAUGUUUGUGACUCAGUAAUAUUCAUUGGUUGUUUUUUUAAUAAUAUAGUAGUAAUUUGUAUUUUUUUAUGUAGCUACGUAUCAUAUUUUGGAUUAAUAUACAUAUUUGGACAUCAUUGA
Messenger RNA from Spodoptera littoralis (African cotton leafworm), 2950 nucleotides. The record is from the annotation of a GenBank genome assembly. Lineage: Eukaryota; Metazoa; Arthropoda; Insecta; Lepidoptera; Noctuidae.